AUGGAUCACUUGUGUCAAUUUGUGAAGCACAGAAAAGUAUUUUCAAGGCGGUCAGAGACAACGAUACAAUGUGCUUUUGGCUCUCAUAAAGAGGUUUGCAAAGCCUUUUUUGCUCACAAUAAGGACUUCCAUGGGAUGUUUAUGCACAUCAAAAAGGAACACAAGAAGAUCUACAAUCAGCUUAGGGCGAAGCUGCAUGAGAACGGAUAUGUAGGUGUUUCAGGAUGUGUUGCUUUUUUUUAUCUUUGUGGAAGCUUCGCCUUAUUCUGUAAAUAUUUAAUAGUUUUAUUAGUUUUGUAUAAUUUAUGUUGUUAUUGGUUUGUUUUUCAUUUUAGGAUGCCGAUAACCCUACAUUCAUACCUCGCUACAACGUUAGUGCUGACUCGACUCUAAACGAACCUUGUUCAUCAACUGCACACGAUCGUUCGAGCACAACUGCAGAGUUAGAUCAAACUCCAUCAACUUCAAGUAGAUCAAUGUGAGUUUUCUUUUUGAUUUGCUGUUUACAGUGAUUUUCAUUUUUGAUGUAACGAUUUCGUGGUCGUUGAAGUAAAAUUCCUAAAUAAUUUGGAAGAGUUGUUGAUAAAGAUUGUAGAGGUUCAAAAAUUUUUAGAAAAGGGAAAAACAUAUUAUUUGGCAAUAUUUGAACGAAAUUCAAAAGAAAAUGUAUUUUCCAACGUCGAAACAAAAGAGAAGUUUUGCGAAAUAAAUUAAUAUUUUAACGUUUGUUGUAAUUUUGGUGUUGUUGAAUAUAUGAUUAUAUUCGUUAUAGAAAGAAAGAAGAGAAUGAGCUAAAUAAAAAACUGAUGAAGAUGAAGGUAGACUGUUGUGCACAAGUUAAACAAAUGUUGAGAACCCCUACAUUAUUAGCGCAUAUGAUGCGAUCAAAUUGUAGUAAAUAUUAUACCGUGAAGAUACACAAUCUACAGAAGGAGAUGGCGAUAUACAAGGACAAACUGUUAUUUAUUUACCCUGAUUUGGUAUGUUGCUGUGACGUCUGUAUAAACUUGGUCUGGGGGGGUCAGUAUUUUUUGCUUCUGUUUUUUGUUUUAAAAAUCUUCUUUUGAUGAUUGAUGUUAUCUUUGAAGACGUAAGAUUGUUUUUCUUAUUUUAUAUUAAUAUUGUUGAGUUCAGUUUCCUAUUUCUUCACAAAAUGAAGGUGUCGAAUCGUCGCCAGAACCAGAAGGACUUUACAAGAUUGAGAAGAUUUUAGAUCAUAGGAUCAGAAAUGGCGAUUUGGAGUACCUUAUCAAGUGGGAGAAUUACCCAGAGGACCAAGAUUCCUACGAGACGGUCGAAAAUCUAUGCAAUGAUUCUGUUUAUACCCUUCAUCGAUACUUUAAUGAAAGAUUGGUUAACAACACUUUAAUCAAUAACGGACUGCAUUAUGAUCUUUCGUAUGUUAUGUUUUUGUUAUUUGAAUAUUUUCAUGUCUUUCUAGCUUGGCAUUUUGUUAUGAUACUUAAAAUAAUUUGAAGGAAGUUAAGCUUGAAAAAGGUAUUGUGUUUAGUUAUAAAAAAUCUAAAAUUUUUUGUUUUGGAAAGGUUGACAAAAAAGAUUUUAGAGCUCGCAAAGCACCACCAGUUGACUGUUUGGAUACAGUACUGAAUCUUGAACGCCGAGACGCAAUUGAAAUGACUGGAAGACCUUCUUUUUUGAUAUUGAAUCAGAACAGAAGCAAAAUAUGCUCUUUAUUGGACAAGUUGGACAGGAAAAGUUUCCAGGCCGUUUACGAAGAAUCGAAAGGACAGAGUUUUGAAGAAGGCAUAGAGAUGUUGAUGAACAAGUUUAAAGAAGAAAUUUUAAAGGUUUCUGUUGAAGAAGGGCGUGAACAAGAGAAUCAAUCAUACGUUGUUGACAAUGCAGACACUACGAUGACUUGUGGGGACUCUGUUUUAGAUCAAACAGCUGAUUCCUAUGUGGCUUCAGCUCAAACAAUUGCUAAAUCAGGGGAUAACAAUGAGAAUGCUGCUGUUGCUCAAGAAUUGGUUCAACCUGAAAGACCUGUGGCUUCUUCUAAUGUUGCGGAUCAAAAUGUGGUUGAAAACCUUUCUGCUGUUUCUCCAUAUCUACAGUAUGAACAAAAUAUCGAGGAUUCGACUGAAAUAGCUAGGAAUGAUCAAGUGAUUCCAGCUAGACAACAGGAUGGGCUGAAUGGUAAGGUGACGGGUUCAUAAUAUGAAUUGGUGAUUUUGAUUAUUGGUAAUGACUAAUUAUAAUAGGCACAUUUUAGUUUGGUCUUCGCGAUCGAUGAAUGUGGAUAAUGACUUCGGUUUGAGCACAGGACUAAACGAAUCAAGGGAUGACUUACGUAACUUUGUGAGAGAAUGUUGCAACGAUUUCCAACAGUAUGAAAAAAACAUGAAUCUACAGCGUAGACAACAAGUAGAAGGUAUGUGUCGUUUCAAGAUUAUUUUUGGAAAAAAAGUUAAAUAAAUGUGAAAUUAUGUCAUUUUAGAACCCUUUUUUGUGGACGAAAUAACAGGUAAUUCAAGAGCAUUGUCGCCGUUGACUCGAGAUGAUGCUGAAGUUUUAAACGCACCACUUGGAGAGGAUUAUAUAAUUUGUCAGUAUGAAAGUGAAUCUCCGGGAUCAAUGUACAAUGAACAACAGGGACGAGAUACUGAAGCUGGUGACAACGUUGAAGAUGCAUUGUUGCCUGGAUUUGAAAACUUGGGAGAAGUGGAUGUCCCUUCUCCAAUUGGAGAUCAGACUUUAGUCUCUAGCGAUUAUGUUUCACGUACUGAUGAGGCACAAGAUAUUCCAAGGCCUGAAGUUGAAUUGUCAGUUCAAUUACAAGAGUCGGAUGAUCCUUCAGUUGAAGAUGAAAUCGAACAGCAGGAACUGGAGCAACGAACAAAUCCACAACAAGAAAUUGUUCAACAUUCAAUGAAACAUCGUUCUGUACAACAACAUGGAAUGGAACGACAUCUAAAUGAACAACUUAGAGCUGGAGAGCAUUUAGUUGAACAACAUCGGUGUGAACAAAAUGUAACGCAAGGAGGACAACUUGUUGUGGGAGGUGAACAACGGGCACAGCUGGUGGGUGUUAGCAAGCAGCAUGCACAAGUUCGACAAAGACAGGAUAAGAAAGGAACAAAAGGGAAACUCAAGUCACAUGGCGGUGCUCCUGCCAUAAAAGUGGAAGUUACAGAAGACAUGUCUAGUGAUACUACCAGUGCAACAUCUGAAGCGUCUAGUAUUGAUACCGAAUUCAAAAUUAAGAAGGAAGAGGUGACAGAGGAGAAUGUUCAGCGUGUAGAUAAUGCCGGUGAGUUACCUCAAAUAACUUAUUUUAUGGAUUAAAAAUUGUGGUAAUUAUAUUUUUUAUAGGUAUUAAUUAGUUUUGAUAGUUUUAUAAAUUAGUGUUUUAGCAAAAUCCGUAACUGCGCCUUCUGCAGUUUCUACAGGUGUUGUUUCACAAGUCCAAACUGUGACUGAUCCAAAACCUUUUGCUAGGUCUUCUGGAAUUGACAGUCGUAAACGGCACUUUUCUUCAUUAGCUGGUCAACCGGGAAGCACAUACACAGUUAAUAGUUCUAACCAUGCAUUUUCUGGGGUUUUAAAUCCGGAGCUUUAUGAAAAUCAGCCGGAACCAAGUGUGAGCAAUGUUAAGGUAUGGAUUAUAAGUUUAUCUUAGUUUUGCACGUUAAAUUAAAUGUUUUAUAAGUUUUUAAUACAACGUAUUUAAAAAUUUUAAACAUUGAUUUGGGCUUCAAAUGUUUUCCGAACUUUUUAAAUUUUAUUUUUAGGUUCCGAGAUUAGUUGGUCCAACGGCUUCAAGUUACUUCCAACCAUACGUUCCGCCAAAUCAGCCAAUGCGCAAUAGAGUGCAUAGUUACGACGUUCCGCCUUCCAAUAUCUACCAGAUGAAUUUUCAGAAUGUAGCAGACCAAUGGCCACAGUAUUCGACAAUUCAGCCAGCCGGCUCUCUUCAAAGACCUUUUCCCAAUCCAAUGAGUUUGCCGAUGGAAAGCUACGCCUAUUAUCCUGAACAAUAUCCACAGCCGAAUUAUCCACAAUAUUACCCGCAGCCACCAACUAUGCAAAGUCAACUUCAAGCGCCAUCUGUGCUGAAUCAGUCACUUCCACCACAGCCAAUACUACCAAUUUCAGGAAAUCAAAUGCCACAACAACCGUCAUCAAGUCAGCCACAACGUCAAACAGGAUCCUCGAUGUAUCUGGCACCUCCUCAACAGUAUGCCCAACCUGGAAUGCUACAAAACAGAAGGCCGAGCUUGCCCAACUAUCAGAUGGAUCAACCUUUCGAUGAGAGAUUUGAGUAA
Molecule: messenger RNA, 4286 nt
Organism: Bursaphelenchus okinawaensis
Lineage: Eukaryota; Metazoa; Nematoda; Chromadorea; Rhabditida; Aphelenchoididae
Source: the annotation of a GenBank genome assembly